GGGAAUCAGGCGCAGCGCGUCAUCCAUAUCUCAUCCAAAUUUCUCUUUGGCAGGUAGGUACCGACCGCUCAGUCAUCCAAUAAGUCAUAUAAAAUCCAUUGUCUCCUGUUUCUCUCCUUUCUCCUCCAUCCACGCAGUACACAACAUCAACUCAACUCAACCGUCCAUACAUUUCCAAACUCCUCUCCACUAUAACCACUCAACUCCUCAUCCAACAGAAAUCUCCAUUCCACCCUUCUGUACAACCAAAAAAAGAACUCUCCACACAAAAAAUGGCACCCAUCUUACCAAUCAUGCGCAUGGUGACCCAACGCCGCGCCCUCUCCAUCUUCUCGCGCGCCCGCGCACUGGUACGAACAAUGGAGCCACACCCAUUCGAGCGGUUGCCACUUGCACAAAAGACAGCCAAGGCGGACUGGGGCAAGCAAAUCAAGCACGUGGGAGACGCUGCCAUGUUUUAUUUCCCAGCCUUUGGAAUCUUUCUCGGCUGGCCGUUGCUCGCAGAGAAGUUCGUCGAUGGACACAUUGGCGACUACUGACUCACGCCGGUCGACGAAUUUGAUUCUUGUACAGUACAUACCAUGGCGCAUGACUUUUGGAGCCGAGAGUUUGGGAUGCAUCUUUGGCGUUUGGGGGGAUCGGAUCCCGGAAUCCAUUUCGGGGAAAGCAGGAAAGGAGAAAGUGCUGCACUUGUUUGCGCACCGAAAUAUUGGCACAUAGACAGCGGCCUGAUGGAAAACAGAACAGAAUAGAGAUGAAAAAACAUACCCAUAUACCCGUACCUGCUUUCUCACCACCCACCAGCUGCACACCAUAUGUAAUGAUCUGCAUGAGUCCAUCUCACUCACAAUAUAUCCCCCUCUUUCAUAUCUCC
This is a messenger RNA of Hyaloscypha bicolor E, 874 nucleotides long. RefSeq lists its product as uncharacterized. NCBI's taxonomy places the organism in Eukaryota, Fungi, Ascomycota, Leotiomycetes, Helotiales, Hyaloscyphaceae. The record is from RefSeq and is a predicted model, not a curated record. The transcript is spliced from 2 exons. The coding region runs from base 273 to 539 and encodes 88 amino acids.